Chaetomium fimeti is the source of this 902-nucleotide messenger RNA. Its product is annotated as histone-fold-containing protein. Gene Ontology annotation, molecular function: protein heterodimerization activity. The record is from RefSeq and is a predicted model, not a curated record. Lineage: Eukaryota; Fungi; Ascomycota; Sordariomycetes; Sordariales; Chaetomiaceae. The transcript is spliced from 4 exons. Gene Ontology annotation, cellular component: nucleus; CHRAC. Bases 286 to 867 code for a protein of 193 amino acids. Gene Ontology annotation, biological process: DNA-templated DNA replication.
ACCACAGCGCGUUCUCACGCGUCCACUUAAAUGGCCAGCCGGGGCUCCAUUCCUUAACCUCAUACACUUGUGAAUGAUUCGACUUCGUACCUUUGACCGCUUUCCAACUCGAGACAAUUAUUUUCAGUAAACAACAACAGCCCCAAACCCACAGCAUCUACAUAUCGAAUCCUAUACAUCCUGCAAACAGGCCGAGGCGGUUCUUGACCAGGACUGUCAUAACCUUUGUUACUUCUUCUCUCACCCAAUCUUUGUCAAGAACUCGUCUCUCAUCUGUGGUACACAAUGCCGUACAACACCACGGCAAUUCCUCCCCGGAAGGAAGUGACCGGUCAAACUCAACUACCGCUCACAAGAGUCAAGAAGAUCAUCGCAGUAGACCCUGACAUCGCCGUCUGCUCCAACAAUGCCGCUUUCGUCAUUACUCUGGCAACAGAGAUGUUCGUCCAGUACCUCACCGGCGAAGCCCAGAACAUGACCAAGCUGGAGCGUAAGCCCCGGCGGAACAUCCAGUACAAGGACAUGGCGAACGCCGUGACCCACCAAGACAACCUCGAGUUCCUUGAGGAUAUCAUCCCCAAGACGACUUCGUACAAGGAAGUCAAGAACAAGACGGCCGCCGCCCGCGCCAGGGUCAGCGGCGAGAAAACUGGCAAAGCCGCUGCCGCCGAGGAGGAUCGUCCGAAAGACGGCAUGCCCAAUGGCAAGCGGCCGAAGUCCAUCAUGAACGGUACCGCUUCCCCGGCCAACGGCCUCGCUCGGGGUGCGGUGCUGUCCUCUGACGCGGCGGACCCCAACGACCAGCUAGAGACGGAGAUGAGGCAGGCCCAGGAGCACGACGACGGGGACGUAGACAUGACGGGUUAGUGGCCGAUGAAUCGUUCACGUUUGGUUGGGAAGGA